Molecule: messenger RNA, 1637 nt
Organism: Haliotis rufescens (red abalone)
Lineage: Eukaryota; Metazoa; Mollusca; Gastropoda; Lepetellida; Haliotidae
Product: orexin receptor type 2-like
Exons: 2
Coding region: 263-1504 (413 amino acids)
Biological process (GO): G protein-coupled receptor signaling pathway
Cellular component (GO): membrane
Molecular function (GO): G protein-coupled receptor activity
Source: RefSeq, a predicted model, not a curated record
UGAAUUACAACCAGUUAACAAUGCAAGGGGGCUCCACACAGACUCCGAUCAGGAAAUUGACAACACACGUGACCUAAUCUCGCGUUAAACGAGAUGUUGACAAAAACGGUCUUGUAUUGCAAGCUCCAUACUGCGCCGCUAUCAGCAGUUGGCCAUGUGCGGCGGCAGGUUCACUGACUCUCUGUGCGCUCUGUGGAUGUAGCGGGCUACAGGCUUGUUCAUACUGAUAUGGAUUAAUCCACAUAUAUGAGCUACCUCCGCCAUGACGUCAUGCAAUCACGUGUUGUUCUCGGACGGCCUAAACCACACGGAGCCGGAACUGAAGGCUCGCCUCAUGCUGCUGGAGAACAGCGAGGCCCUCAACAAGCUGCCCGCCAUCUUGUUUAUAGGAGGGCUGCUUCUCAUCGGCUUCUGCGGCAACCUGCUCGUGUGUGCUGUGUACUAUUCCAAAUUCACUGCAAGUACGUCGAAAUACUUUAUCCUCAGUUUAGCCAUCUUUGAUUUGGUGAACUGUUUGAUUGCCAUCCCAGCUGAAAUGGUGGACUUGAGAUUUGAUUAUCACUUCAACUCACCGCAUGUGUGUAGGAUAAUGAGAUUCACAAUUACCUUCAACACUACAGCGUCAGCAGGCGCCUUACUCGCCAUUGCAAUUGAUCGGUACAGGAAAAUAUGUCGGCCGUUCGAGAGACAGAUGAGUUUGAAGGAGACUCGUCUGUGGAUUGUGUUCGCGGUGGUCGGGUCCCUGCUGCUGUCAUGGCCGGCGACACUGCUGUACGGGCGUCGUACAGAACAGAUGAGUGGGAUUGACACAUACGAUUGUUCCUUUGAUGACAGUGUUGUUGAUAAAUGGUACCCACAGGUGUACAUCGUCAUACUGACUGUGAUGUGUCUGGCUACCAUGGCCGCCCUGGUGGUCCUGUAUGUACUCAUUGUGGUACGCGUGUGGAGACAGAAGUCACGGAGGAAAAAGAUGUCACGGUCAGCCAUAACUAAAAACUCAUCAGCAUCACUUGCAGACUCAAUACGGAAGUUGAACUGCAUGGUGGGAAAUACGACGGAAGUGAUGCAGCUUAGUGCUGAUAGGGAUGCCAGUAUCUUGAGUACAGAGCAACGAAGGAGACAGAACUUAAACCAGAACCAAACCAUCAAAACAACAAUAAUGUUGUUCUGUGUCACAGUGGUUUUCAUUAUAAGUUUUAUUCCAUUCUUCGCAUUGCAGAUAAUUAAAAGUAUAUACCCUGGCUUUGAGGACGGCCUUCAUUGUAAUCACUCUGCUUUGAUCGCUUACAAACUUUUCCUGCGGUCCUUUUUCAUCAACAGUGCAGCAAAUCCUAUCAUUUACAGUUUCUGUAACGACGGGUUCCGUCUGGAGUGUAAGACAGUGGUGAGGAAAGUCUUCUGUUGUCUGUGCAAACAAAGCUCUUGCUGUCAAGCUCCGAAACCCUGUGAGGAGAUUAACGUUCCAAAUCAGUUCCGGAGUUUAGAAGCAGUCCCCGAUUGUUAACCCUAAUUAUAUAUACUGCAACAGUAAAGUAUUUUUUCAGGUAACACAUUUACAAUUGUGUGUUCAUAUAUUGAUAUCAGGUGAUAUUUUGUUCAUUAUACCUCUAUAUAAAAUAAAUUGUAUCUUUGAUGUA